This is a messenger RNA of Pseudogymnoascus verrucosus, 3650 nucleotides long. RefSeq lists its product as uncharacterized. NCBI's taxonomy places the organism in Eukaryota, Fungi, Ascomycota, Leotiomycetes, Thelebolales, Thelebolaceae. The record is from RefSeq and is a predicted model, not a curated record. The transcript has 2 exons. The coding region runs from base 134 to 1813 and encodes 559 amino acids.
CCUAGAACCAAUUUGGACAUGGCUAGAAUUCGCCAAGAGGACAUGUGUAGGUGCCGUGGUAAGCUUAUAACCUCCCUCAUUUCCAUCUUCAAGGCACCUCCACACUAGACUUCUCUAUCAGCUGUCUCUUGCAAUGUCCUCUCUGGAUCCUCCCUAUAAAGCUAUUGCCACGCGCAAAAAGGCCAAGCAGAACGCUCUCAUCCCCCCCCAAUGGCGCAUAACCGUCCCGCAUCCAGCACCCCUAUCUGUGAUCUCCUUCCCCCACAGGUCCUAUAUCCUCACGCCCCUCGAGCUUGAGAUCACCUCCCAGCACGAUGCCACCUCUCUCGCCGCCGCAAUCGGUUCCCGCACCUACACCGCCCACGCCGUGGCACUCGCCUUCUGUAAACGGGCCGCCAUCGCACACCAACUCACCAACUGCCUAACGGAAAUCUUCUUUGAUGACGCCCUCGCUCGUGCUAAAUUCCUCGACGAGGAAUACGCCCGCACAGGGAAAACGCUCGGCCCGUUACACGGCGUUCCCGUCUCUCUCAAGGAUACCUUCAAGGUGCGCGGCUAUGACGCCUCCAUUGGCAUUGCCAGCCUGGCCGAGAACCCAGCGCAGGAGAACUCCCUCCUCGUGGACGUACUCCUGCAGCAGGGCGCCGUGCUAUAUUGCAAAACCAACGUGCCGCAGACGCUCAUGGCACUGGACUCGGACAACAACGUCUUCGGGCGGGUGUUGAACCCACACAACCGGCGAGUCACGGCGGGCGGGAGCACCGGCGGUGAGGGUGCGCUGGUCGCCCUGCGUGGUAGCGUGCUCGGCGUCGGCACUGACGUUGGCGGCAGCAUCCGCAUCCCCGCCAUGUGCAACGGCGUGUACGGCGUGAAGCCGUCGCGCGGGAGGGUCCCGUUUGCGAGGCAGGAGACAGGGUCGAGGCCUGGUGGCGCUGGCAUCGCGUUGAAUGCGAGCGCGGGGCCGAUCGCGGCGAGCCUGCGAGACUGCGAGCUGUUUCUCGCGACGGUGGCGGGUGCGCGGUCGUGGGAGAGAGACCCGGAGGUCGUGUAUGGUGGGUGGGAGGAACAGGGCACGGCUGGGCAGGAGACGAAGUUGCUCGUCGGUGUUCUCUGGAGCGACGGGGUGAUCCAGCCGUUGCCGCCGGUGAAGAAGGUCCUAGAUGAGACGGUGCAGAUGCUAAGGUCAGAGGGUAUAGAGGUCGUGGAGCUCCAUGCCCCGGCGCUCAAGGAGUGUCCGUCACUGGUGGACAAGUUCUACAGGAUGGGCGGGGCCAACUACAUGUUUGACCUGCUAGAGAAGACAGGCGAGCCGUUGACCGAGUGGCUAGGCCCGCGGUUAAAGAGGGGGAAGAUAAUAAAGAUGGGCGGGCUCGUGGCGAUCCACGCGCAGAAGGAGGCACUGGAGGCAGAGAUGCUCAAGAUCUGGACGGAUGCCAAGGGUCGGCAGAUCGAUGCGUUUAUCUGUCCUGUGGCACCACAUCCGGUGCCCCCGAUUGAUCGCUGGAAUAGCGUAGGUUACACGAGUAGCUUCGUCCUUCUGGACUAUCCUGCUGGCACGCUGCCGGUGAGGGAGUUUAAAGAGGAGGACCUGCACGAUGAAUGGACGGACGAUAGCGAGCCACUGGGUAGCUGGGAUGAGUAUAACAGGACAUUAUGGGACAAGAAUAGCAUUGAUAGACGGGUGUAUCUCAACACCCCGUUAUCUAUCCAAGUUGUUGCUCCGCGGCUGCAGGAGAGGAGGCUCCUCCAGGCCAUGUCGAUUAUUGACGACGUGGUGAAGAGGAGGGUAGAUAUCCCUCAUGCUCGAUUAUAGGGUAUUGUGAUGGUGGUGCCGCCAUUUCUUGACCUCGGGUGCCAAAUGAUCAAGGUUGCACGCAAAUAUCUUACCCUCGCCCGCUAGAUCGGCAUGGUUAAUCUCUGCUUCUAAUAAGAGGAGAGCAAUAUACAAACCCAUCCCUUAGAGAUCGCUGUGAGAUAUUUGUAUAUGUCUGGGCCAACUUAGGCCGUCAAUUUCCUGAAAGAGCCAGCUAGCCGCAAGUUCAUGUUAUCGCUCGAGAAUCUGAUGUCACAAAAUACAAUGCAACGUAAGCUACCAGGGAGGAAGGUUGGCCGUUGUCUGUAAGUAUGUUAAGUUUUACUUUAGAAAAUUAGUGUCUAUUCUAGUCUUACGGAUUUUGGCAUAAGUUAAGAGGUCAUUCUUUACAGAACCCGAAAAGUAAAUAGGUUGCGACGCCUAAUUGGGCUCUUCUCGGAUCAGUCAUGCGGUAUAAGAGUCUAACCUCUCUAACGUAGUCCGAAUAAUCACAUAAUCGCGGAAGUCAUUUGCCACAAUCAUCUAGGCGCGAUGGGCGGUUGGUUAUUAGUAGGUCUUGUCCAAAUAAGUCCAAAAGUCCUAAAUUUAGAGGAAGAGUAAUUCCUGUCGUACGUGUCCAUGGAAACUCGCAUCGCGGAUUAUCAAUAUCCUUUGAUUGGCUUGAUGGAAUUAUUUGCGCUUGACCGUAUUUGGACAAUAGCCUAGAAACCCUGCGAAGCAUCAAAUGAAAAGUUUGGGGUAGGGGAAGCCCGUCGUGUAAGUGACUAUACAAUCUGUGAAAUAGGGAACGCGAGAAUAUAACCCCCCUGCCCCCUGGUGAAUCUGGCCUUUUGGUUACUACGGAGUAUUCCAUGAUUUGUAAUUUAGCGCCGGGCACGGAGGGAAACCGCGUCCUUUUCGGGGUUGGCUGGCCGGGAACAGCAAAAGCACUAAGAGGCAACGGGUUUAUAUGAAGGGGCAGGAACGAGGCAUAGUAUCCGGCGGAAAGAUAUAUCUCUCCGAUUUCCUUAGCUAUCUCAUUCCCAGCGCAGAUAUUCUCAGAGAUUUCACAGCCAUUGGUCGGCCCACAUUAUCAACCUGGGCGUUGCUCUCGAAAUCUGAUAACAAUGCUAAGGGGUACUCUUGCUGGGCCACGUCUUCCGGCCCCACCGGACGAAAUGGCUAGCAUGCCGACCGGGCCAGUACCUAUCAUUCGCCGAGGAUUUAAGAAAACGGGGCACUGAGUGGAUUUAAUAGUCUCAGCUCUUUAUUUCUUAGUACUAUGAAGUCUAGUGCGAAGCAGCAGCAGCAGUAGCAUCCGCUCUAUCCUGCACCACCUUUCUCACAGCAGGUCUUCCCUCAACCCUCUCCUUCCAGCACCCUGUCUAGCACACCCAGGAAGCGGAGAACUUCUUUUCCGUAGCGCUCGAUGGCCGAAGGCACGUAUUCGGAGUGAUGGAAGGAGAAGAACUAGAAAGCUUGGCCAAAAUAUGGCCCUUGGCCCGAAGCUUGGAAAUAUAGAAAUUGUUUGAUAUGGUAUUUUCCAGGGAGUGUAGAAUAGCUUAUCGUGCUGGCUUCGUCGUAGGUGUCGACGAGGUAUUCGAUGAUAGCACAGGACUAAGAGUGGCAUAAGAAACACAGCCUUUUUGUGCAUAGGGAAAGAAUACUUACUUCCCAGAGACUAACUCCAGUAUUGGGGUCUUCAAUAGCAGGAACUUUACCAUUGGGACUGAUACGCUCAUAUUCUGGCAGCUUCAAUUCAUCUGACUUCAAAAUGUGUGUCUUAUAGGGCAGCUUGAGCUCCUCGAGAACGAUGGCCACUUUCCAUGGGUUGGGCUGUCAUGCACGUCAGCAUGCG